AUGCCUCGCGACGAGCAAGAGACCUACAUCAAGCGCCUCGGUGCCCUCGGCUACUCCUGGCAGUUCAUCACCCUGGCUGGUCUGCACACCACCGCCCUGAUCACACAUCAGUUCGCCAAGGCGUACUCCCAGCACGGCAUGCGCGCCUACGGAGAGCUCGUCCAAGAGCCCGAGAUGGAACAGGGUGUCGACGUUGUCACGCACCAGAAAUGGAGUGGCGCCAACUACGUGGACAACCUUUUGAAGAUGGUCACUGGCGGUGUGAGCAGUACUGCAGCUAUGGGUAAGGGUGUGACGGAGGAUCAGUUCAAGUCAUGA
Molecule: messenger RNA, 318 nt
Organism: Aspergillus calidoustus
Lineage: Eukaryota; Fungi; Ascomycota; Eurotiomycetes; Eurotiales; Aspergillaceae
Source: the annotation of a GenBank genome assembly